AGUCCCAAAGCCUGAAAAUGGACGUUGGCCCUUUUUGGCACUUGUCAGCAGUUACCUUACAACCUUGAAAAUCAAAUUCUUACAUUACUACACACAGCGGCAUCAGGUAGCACAGAGAAUAAAAUCAGUGUGCCCACAAGCCGUCUUUGUCGAAUCACCCUCCAAGCCCUUCAAAAACUCGUCUCUUUUUUGAAUAUUUCACCUUUUGAACUCUUUGCUAGCGGUAAAGAUUGAAUCUUGGAAGCGGGAUUAAUGGGUUUUGAUAAGCCCAUUUUGCAAACAGUAGAAAUCAGGCUAGGCCGGUGUUUUCUUGAACAGAAAUAGUGUAUUUUCAUUUUCGGGUCGUCUUUUGUUGUUUAAGAUGGAAAGUGUAGCUGAGAAGAGCAAGAAGAAUGAUGAGUUUGAGUCGGUUAGUGGUGGCUCUAUGACAGAGUCAAGUGAGAGCAGCCGAAGCACGAGCAGUGAUAGCAGAUCGAGUGCUCAUAUUUUUUCUCCAGCUCAAUUGGGGUGGCCUAUUAGAAAGCCUGCCAAUUGUUUGAAAAAUGGCUUUUGUGAAGGGAAAAGCAAAGCCCGUUUGAAUGUUGAGAGCGGUGAUGAUGAGUCUAAGUUAAAGAAGCAGGGUCCCAAAGCUUCGGCUUGGUGAAGAUAUGUCUGGAAGUGGUAAAGGAGUUUGCCCUGCAUUGACCAUUUCAAAUGCCAUCACCAACCUAUGUGCUACUGUGUUUGGCCAACUGUGGAGAUUGGAACCAUUGCCAUCUGAAAAGAAAUCCAUGUGGAAAAGAGAGAUGGAAUGGCUUCUUUCUGUGAGUGAUCAUAUUGUUGAACUGACGCCUUCUUGGCAAACAUUUUCUGAUGGAAGUAGACUUGAGGUGAUGACUUCUCGAACAAGAUCGGAUCUAGCUAUUAAUCUGCCUGCUCUUCGCAAACUUGAUAAUAUGCUACUUGAAAUACUGGAUGGAUUUACCAAUACCGAAUUUUGGUAUGUCGAUCAAGGUAUAGUAGCACCAGAAGCUGAUGGAUCCGUCUCUUUCCAGAAAUCUAUCCAACGGCAGGAGGAGAAAUGGUGGCUGCCUGUGCCACGUGUUCCUCCUGGUGGUCUUCCUGAGGCCACGAGAAGGCAAUUAAAUCACAAGCGUGAAUCCGCAAGUCAGAUUCUUAAAGCUGCUACGGCCAUUAACAGCAUUGCUUUAUCUGAGAUGGAAGUUCCAGAAUCAUACUUGGAAACUCUUCCGAAGAAUGGGAGAGCCUGUCUUGGGGAUGUUAUCUACCGUUACAUCACUUCAGAACAUUUCUCCUCGGAGUGCUUGCUUGAUUGCCUCGAUCUGUCUUCUGAACAUGCUGCUCUUGAGAUAGCAAACCGGGUGGAGGCAGCAAUCUACGUGUGGCGUAAACGACAACAUCCCAAGCCCCCAUCUCAACCAAACCAUUGUGCUGCCAAAUCGUCAUGGGAGAUUGUCAGGGAUCUCAUGAUAUAUGGUGACAAGAGGGAAUUGCUUGCUGAAAGAGCUGAAAACCUCCUGCUAUCUUUGAAACAACGUUUCCCGUGCCUCACACAGACUACUUUGGAUGCCAGCAAAAUACAGUACAACAAGGAUGUGGGGAAGUCUAUUCUGGAGAGCUACUCAAGAGUCUUGGAGAGUUUGGCAUUCAACAUUGUGGCGCGUAUAGAGGAUCUACUAUAUGUGGACAACAUAACCAAGCAGUCUGAUAAACUGACAUCUGCAUCGACAGUAAGUUUCCUUUCAGACAAGAAGUUCCCGGUUCCAUACUCAGUGCCCGUCUCAGGCACCCCCUACCGAACAGCGUAUACAACACCCAACUUCUCCCCGGCUCAUCUGGUGAGCCCUGCACGAGGGGAAAAGACGCCGUUUCUGAGUGGCAAUUGCAACAAGCCUGCACGUCGUGGCUUAGGAGUCAAAAGAGUCCUCACAAAUUAUCUUGGUGGUGAUGCAAAGGUCAAGAAUUGUGGCUAUAUUAUCGAAGGCCCCGGUUCCAUUUCAAACAGAACAACUGAAGGGACGAUGUCUCAUCAGAGCAUGGAAGGGAAGGAAUCGUCUUCCAUUUGUAGUGAGUCUAGGCCACAAAAGAUAGACCGGUAGUUUUCUUGGCUUUGAUAGCUGAGUUUGAUGUACUUAGUUGGAGAAGGGGGCGAAAUACGAAAACUGAUGUUAGUUUCUUAUAGAAGCAUUAUCACAGAAGAAGAGGUAUAUCCAACUGAUCACAUGUUCAUUGAUUUAUUAACUCUUGACCUUUAUAUUA
This is a messenger RNA of Sesamum indicum (sesame), 2259 nucleotides long. Lineage: Eukaryota; Viridiplantae; Streptophyta; Magnoliopsida; Lamiales; Pedaliaceae. The record is from RefSeq and is a predicted model, not a curated record.